AUGUCGGCCAACCAGCAACUCCAGCCUGCGACCAGGCUGUCGACCUUUCCCCGAUUUAGCUCUCUACCUACCGAGCUCCAACUGGACAUCUGGGAGAAGGCAAUGCCUGAACCCCAGGCUGGGUACAUUCUUCUCUCCGGUUCCGUUCAAAUCCUCCAGGCGCCGCCAGCAAUAGCACACGUGUGUAAAGCGUCUCGCGACAUCGCUCUGAAGUCGGGAAGAGUGUAUGAACUUGAGGAUGGGAGGAGGACUUGGUUCAACAAGGAGACUGACUUCUUCCUUUGGGGCGGCCACAACCUUGGUUUGGGAGAGCUUGCGCCAGCCAUCCAAAACAUCGUAAUUCCCCGCCACAUGCUCGACGACUUUUCCGAGGCUUGCGAAGCUUUCGAGAUGCUCCUCACCGAUUCCGAAUUAAGCGGUCUCCGAAACAUCUUUGUGAACUUGGAGGACAAAUUCACCCUUGUCAAUGAGCAGUGGGAUCCUCAAGUCAACUCCGAGUUGUUCCAGUCCGAAUCCAACACAGCCAUCGUUCCAGAUCUCAACCUAUAUAACGACAGCAUGGAUCGUAUUGAUCGUAUCGCCUCCAUGCUCCCACAAAGUGUUGCUAAUUACUGGAGGCAGCAUAACGAGAUCGCCUUCAAUGAUAAUGACGAUCAUUGGUGGGUCGUGCUCGGUGGACAGGUCAUGUUCGCAUACCUUUCAACCGUAGCUCGGCUAUGCGUGGAAAUCAGCGACGAAGAGUAUGACGAAUUCGAGGCUGGAACCUUGAUGCACCCAAGUGGCGACAUCUCAUGGUGGGACUUCUUGUUUGAAAGGGCUCCCAAUGUCUUGCCGACUCAACUCUUCGCGAGAAUCACGGAACGCGAGAGAGUUGGUGGAUUCAUUGAGGAGGGAGAUGACUUGUUAUCAGGCAUGCUUUAGAGAGUGAAGCAAAAUAUCCAUCGUACAGAGAGUGUGUUUAUCUAGGGGUCCUCGAUACCUUUAUUCAAGGAGCGUACCUAACGGGCAAGCGGGGUUUGCUGCAACGGUUGCAAAUACGUCUCAACGCCUGGAAUUUUUUGAAGGCUUGAAAUCAAUUCUACGGUUUCCUUAUAUUCAAU
Messenger RNA from Annulohypoxylon truncatum, 1100 nucleotides. RefSeq lists its product as uncharacterized. NCBI's taxonomy places the organism in Eukaryota, Fungi, Ascomycota, Sordariomycetes, Xylariales, Hypoxylaceae. The transcript is spliced from 3 exons. The record is from RefSeq and is a predicted model, not a curated record. Bases 1 to 921 code for a protein of 306 amino acids.